Molecule: messenger RNA, 1122 nt
Organism: Ceratotherium simum simum (southern white rhinoceros)
Lineage: Eukaryota; Metazoa; Chordata; Mammalia; Perissodactyla; Rhinocerotidae
Source: RefSeq, a predicted model, not a curated record
CUGCCUCAUCACUGUCACCAGGAGUCUUUUUUUCUGACUGACUUGCCAGAGCUCCCCGUCAGUCCUCGCAGUGCCUCUGGAAACGAAGGGAAGGCAGCUGUGGGAUCCUGGCUGAACAGAGUCCAGCAACUGGCUCCCAGCUCCUGCACCAUGAAAAUCCUGCUUUGUGACCUUCUGCUGCUCAGCCUCUUUUCCAGCGUGUCCAGCAGCUGUCAGAAGGACUGCCUGACCUGCAGAGAGAAGCUCCACCCAGCUCUUGACAGCUUCAACUUUGAGGUGUGCAUCCUCAAGUGUGAAGCGAAGGUUUUGGCCAGCCCUUUCUGGACUCCAUGCACCAACGUCAUGGGCAGGGGAUCCAGGCAACUCAGCUCUGCUGACUCAGAGCAUGUGGCGGCUGCUCUUUACCAGCCAAGAGCCUCCGAGAUACAUCUGAAGCGAAUGCCCCGUAUCAGGAGCCUGUUCCAAGUGCAGAAAGGGACAGAGCCUGGCAUGGAUGAGGCUGGAGAGAUGGAGCAGAAGCAGCUACAGAAGAGGUUCGGGGGCUUCACUGGGGCCCGGAAGUCGGCCCGGAAGUUGGCCAACCAGAAGCGGUUCAGUGAAUUUAUGAGGCAGUACCUGGUCCUGAGUAUGCAGUCCAGCCAGCGCCGGCGCACCCUGCACCAGAAUGGUAAUGCGUAGCCGGAAGGGGAGCCCCUCCCAGCUGCACCGUCAACUUCAACCCAUGAGUGUCCGGGUCAUCCCCAAAACAGCAUGUCUCCAGCCCCAGACCUGCCGGCUGGGGACCAGGAUUCCCUCUUCCCCAAGGCACUGAGGCAGGCUUUGCCUCCAGGUCUCCUCUCCCAGGGCGCAGAACCUUCUCGUCUGGUUGUCUUCCCCCCCAUGGCAUGUUUCACGACACCCCUGUUGCUACAUCAGAGUGUAUUUUUGUAAUUCCUCCAGCUAACAUUUAAACGGCCCCACCUUUCCUUCUCACCUGCCUCUUCCCUCUUCUAGGGGUGGGUUAAAGGAACAGGACAUCAAGCCUGGGGCUUUGACUUGUCACUGCCAUAACUUGUUUGUAAAAGAGCUGUUCUUUUUGACUGAUUGUUUUAAACAGAUAUUUCUCCAUUAAACUUCUACUGA